This is a messenger RNA of Cuscuta europaea, 3795 nucleotides long. NCBI's taxonomy places the organism in Eukaryota, Viridiplantae, Streptophyta, Magnoliopsida, Solanales, Convolvulaceae. The record is from the annotation of a GenBank genome assembly.
ACCUUCUUAUCCCACCCGUGGGGUAAGGAUAGUGAUGAUGAUGAUCUGUAAUAAGAUGGACUUUUCAAAGGGAAAAAUGAACCUUGACUAUCGUCUUUGAAGCUGCCAUGGUCGCUUAGCUUUGGGGAAGUUCAGAGGAAGUAUUCCGGUCCACAGUAAUUUUCAUACUUUUCUGUAUGACAAGUAUGAGUACUCAUGUUUUUAAACAUCAGGUAUGAUCAGAAAUGAGGUAAGAAAUAAUGUAAUAUAAAAAUUGGAGAGAGAGUAAUAGAUAAGUGUUAUAAAUAAUUCAAUGUUGUCUGCUUAUGCGCCGCAAUCUUGAACUCUUGAGAGAUGGAGAAAACCUUUCUGAGCUCCAAUGCUGGGCUCUUUUUGCUUUUGUCGAUCUUCUGCUUCAAGCCCAUUUACAUUCAAGCUCAAGCUCCGGCUCUUCCUCUUCCACAGACUGAAGUGAGAGCUCUUGCUGAAAUAGCUGCUCAGUUAGGGAAAAAGGGCUGGAACUCUAGCCUGAAUCCGUGUGAUGGGGACCCAAGCUGGAACACACCACUGCAGAUUGACAGGCCAGGCUAUAAAAAUUCUCUUCUCUGCAAUUGUACAUAUGGUGAUGGUUCCUGCCAUGUGGAUACCAUAGCACUCAACGGACAGGAUUUAGCAGGCGUCCUCCCCCCUUCUUUGUCGAAGUUACCAUUCCUCAAGAAGAUUGACCUUACUCGUAACUAUUUAAGUGGGACAAUACCCCGUGAAUGGGCAUCUACCAAACUGCAAUUCAUAAGUAUUGCUGUAAAUAAAUUAUCAGGACCCAUUCCAGCAUAUUUGGGAAAUAUAACCACUCUUACUAUAAUGAGUCUGGAGAAUAACAUGUUUAACGGAACUGUUCCAAAGGAACUAGGGAAACUUGUCAAUUUAGAGAGAUUCAUUAUCUCUGCAAACGAUCUCAGCGGUGAGCUCCCAAUGGAAUUGAAUACUUUGACCAAGUUGACAGAAAUUAGGUUGAGCCAGAACAACUUCAGCGGGAAAUUGCCUAGAUUCGAGACCUGGAAAAACCUUCAAAGCUUAGAGAUUGAAGCUGGUGGUUUUGAAGGACCAAUACCAUCAAGCAUUUCUGUAUUAACCAACUUAACUGAACUAAGAAUUAGUGACUUGAAUGGAGGUGCCUCCGUGUUUCCCUGGUUAAAAAACAUGACAACCAUGCAAAAGUUGAUGUUGAGGAGCUGCAAUUUAUCCGGGAAGAUUCCAGAUUUUGUGGGCAGUAUGACGCCAUUGCGUUCUCUAGAUCUGAGUUUCAACAAUCUGGAAGGUGAAAUUCCAAGUCUUGAUGGCCUGAGUAAUAUGGAGAUGAUGUUACUGACAAACAACUCUUUUACUGGGCCUGUACCAGAAUGGAUGAUAAGUCGAGAUCCCAGAACGCAAAUAGAUAUUUCAUACAAUAACUUCACCGAGAGCUCUGUUCCAUCAACUUGUCGCGACAGCUUCAACUUGUUCAAAACCUUCAGCGGAUGGGAUAAUGGAGAAGCAGGGAAAUGCUUGAGUUCUUGCUCAAAGGAUUGGUAUUCCUUCCAUAUAAAUUGUGCUGGUUCCAAAGUUGUGGUUGGAGAAACUUCUUAUGAUGACGAUCAAACCUCAGCAGGCUCAACAAACUUUGCUCACCCCUAUGAGAAUUGGGUUACAAGUAGUACAGGAGACUUUUGGGAUAGAAACCGAACCAUUUCUGACUAUACAGCAAGUAAUGUAUCUGUCAUAAAGGGAAAUGAAACUGAACUUUACACAACGGCUCGUGUCUCUCCUUUAUCAUUGACUUAUUAUGGACGCUGCUUGGCAAAUGGAAACUAUACGAUCACUCUACAUUUUGCCGAAAUUGUUAUAAGAGAUAAUAGGUCAUUCCAAAGUCUUGGAAGACGGUUAUUUGAUGUUUAUAUACAGGGUCUACGUGUGUUGAAGGACUUUGACAUUAAAAGUAAAGCGCAAGGAGUUGAUAUACCCAUAAAGCUAAAAUUUAAGGCGACUGUCACAGACAAGACUCUAGAAAUACGCUUUCACUAUGCUGGGAAAGGGACGACAGCAGUCCCAGUAAGAGGAAAAUAUGGCUCUUUAGUGUCAGCUAUCUCUGUAGUAUCUGAUUUUGAACCUCCUAAUGACAUCAGAAAGGCUCUUAUUAUAGCUGUUUCAGUGGCUACUCCAUUAAUUUUCAUUCUCAUGGUUCUUGGCAUUGUUUGGAGAAUAAGCUACCACAAAAGAAAAAUUUCAAAGCAACAAGAACUAGCUAGGCUUGAUCUGAAGACUGGCUUCUUCACCUUGAGACAACUUAAAGCUGCCACUGAUGACUUCAGUGCUGCAAAUAAGAUUGGAGAAGGUGGUUUCGGAGCUGUUUACAAGGGUACACUACUAGAUGGUACCAUAAUUGCAGUUAAGCAGCUUUCCUCCAAAUCAAAACAAGGAAACCGUGAAUUUGUGAAUGAAAUUGGCAUCAUCUCUGGUUUGCAACACCCAAAUGUUGUGAGACUCUAUGGAUGCUGUGUAGAUGGACAUCAACUUCUACUGGUAUAUGAGUAUGUCGAGAACAACAGCCUUGCCCGUGCUCUGCUUGGUCCAGAAGAAUCACGACUGGCAAUCGACUGGCCAACUAGGCAAAAAAUUUGUGUUGGCACAGCUAAAGGUUUAGCUUUCCUGCAUGAAGAGUCAGCUCUAAAAAUUGUUCACAGAGACAUAAAAGCUGCUAAUGUACUAGUUGACAAGAACCUCAAUCCAAAAAUUGCGGACUUUGGUUUGGCCAAACUUGAUGAAGGGGAUAACACACAUAUCAGCACUAGAGUUGCAGGAACAAUUGGAUACAUGGCCCCUGAAUAUGCAUUAUGGGGCUACUUGACUUAUAAAGUAGACGUGUAUAGCUUCGGCAUUCUGAUUCUAGAAAUAGUUGCUGGGAUAAACAACAUGAAGUUUCGGCCUGAUGAGGACUAUGUUUGCCUACUUGACUGGGCUUUAGUUCAACAAAAGAAAGGGAAUUUGCUGGAACUGGUAGAUCCAAAACUGGGAUCAGAUUUCAACAGAGAUGAGGCCUUGAGAAUGAUCAAAGUGGCAUUGUUGUGUACCAGUCCGUCACCAGCGCUUCGGCCAACCAUGUCUGCAGUGGUCCAAAUGCUUGAAGGUAAGGCUGAUGUUAAUGAGAUCAGCUCGGAUGCAACUAUGUAUGGCGAUGAGUACAACUUUCAUUCUCUUAGAGAAAAGUAUGAUGACGAGUCGACGUCAGUUGAGAAACACAGUUUUUGUAAAUCAUCUGAUGCAAGAAGCCAUAUCGCGAACGCCACCUAACAUGAAAAGGCUUUGGUUUGGUAUAAAUAUACUAUGCAAGAACAGGAGAUAACCUAUGAAGCACGGAAACUCUCCGCAGCUCACGUUUCCCAGUUUCCGAAACUCGAAAGCGUGUCGGAAACUCGGAAACUUCAAAUUCCCGUUUCGGGGCCGUUUCCGUAAUUAAGAAGAAUUGGGAAACCCGUUUCCCUAAAUUAUUAGCAUUUCAGAAACCGUGAAUUUUCAAUUUUUUUCUUUUUUAAGAGGUCCUAUGAUGGAAAAUAGUGUCUUAAAAAAUAGUGAUUUUUUGUGUUACAUCUUCGUAGCAACAUUGUGGUAUUUCAUAACGCAAUUGCUACGAAUGAAUUGCAUUCUAUGUUUAAUUAUGUAAUAAUAUGUAAUAAUUUCUAAAUUUGAACAUGUAGAAUGCUUUUAUUAUUGGGCUAUUAAGCAAGUUAUAUGAAAAUGUCAUGUGCAUAUAUAUCAAUGAAAAAAUCUGUAUACAUAUGA